Pocillopora verrucosa is the source of this 1788-nucleotide messenger RNA. RefSeq names its product kappa-type opioid receptor-like. Gene Ontology annotation, molecular function: G protein-coupled receptor activity. Gene Ontology annotation, biological process: G protein-coupled receptor signaling pathway. The record is from RefSeq and is a predicted model, not a curated record. Gene Ontology annotation, cellular component: membrane. NCBI's taxonomy places the organism in Eukaryota, Metazoa, Cnidaria, Anthozoa, Scleractinia, Pocilloporidae.
UAAACGAAACAUAACAGAAAGCCAUCAGGGUAUCCGACGCGAUAUAUGGUAUUUGACAGGAGUGUUUCCGAUCGAUUGUUUUCCUUGAAUUUGUAAUUUGCCAGCUAGGUGAAUGAUUUUACUAAAUUUAUGGAGAAAGUGUCGAGUUGGCGAUAAAGCUCAGUUCGUGAAGGCAGAGAUUUCUUCGGUGGUAAUUGUUGCCUGACAUGUUCUGAGGUGUGGUCAGAUUAAAAGGAGGACUUUCCCGAGCAAUUGAUUAUCAUUCUUGUUAAUUCGCUGGCUCACUAUCAGAAGGGAUAACAAAACUACAUCACUAUGAUGGACGAAAACUCUUCUUUCAACGAUACAAACUUGACAACAGAGGGCCCAGACAGACUCCAUGAUGGAUCAUUGUCUGACAGUUUGAUGAUCCUAAUAACAACGCUUUAUGCAAUAACUUUCGUCAUUGGAUUCAUUGGAAACUCCCUCGGACUCUACAUCAUCUGCAAGAAAUGCGGCAUCAAAGCAGCCACUCACUUACUAAUCGCCAACCUCGCUUGCUCCAAUUUGCUCAUUGUCUUCAUAGUAAUUCCUACGUCAGUAUCUUUCUUGUACAACGGGCACUAUUGGCUCUCGGGGAUUUCAGGCACUGUCACUUGCAAGAUCUCUCAAUAUUUAUUUGUAUUUCCCAUUGCUACUUCCAUUCUGACUAUACUGGUGGUAUCUAUAGAUCGGUUCUUCGCCGUCUGUCAUCCCAUGAGAGGACAGCUGUUUCGAAAGCCCAAAAAGAUGACAGCCACAAUUUGGAUUUGUGCGGCCAUAGUUACUAGCCCAAUAAUAGUAAUAUUCAAAGUGACCCCUUUCCCCUCUCCAGAAAUAAAAUGGUCGUGUAGUCAAUAUUUUGGACAAGAUCCGCAGCUGGCAGAUACUCUCUCUAAAGUAUACUAUGCUUCGCUAUUUGCUUUACUUUACUUGCUGCCACUUCUUAUCAUAACUGUUCUUUACACGAUCAUUGGCUACAAACUGUACAAUCGGAGCAUUCCUGGAAUGUCCCGUUCGCCAACUUUUAGAGACAGAGUGGAAAGAUCAAAGCGCAAGGUUGCCAAGGUGAUGGUAAUGAUCGUCACUGCUUUUGCAAUUUGCUGGUUUCCAGCCCACGCCGUUCACUACUACGUCACUUUCCAAAAAGAAGCCGUUUCGAGAAUACCACCUUAUGCGAUUUCUUUACUUCUAUGGAUUUCGCACUCAAACAGCGCAAUAGACCCAUUCUUGUACAUAUUACUCAGCCAUAACUUUCAAAGGGAGUUCCGCAAAAUUAUUAAUCAGUGCAAUUUUCGCUUUGAAAGGCGUUUAUCAAGGAUUUCAUUCACCCUCUCCAGAAGAAACGUCCAUGCAAAUCGCACUGGGUCGAUUGCGUGGUCAUUUAGGAGAUCUAACUCACACAAGGUUGAUAGGUACACUAUUCGCGAAAAUCCAAUCGGUGAAGGGCGAGAUUUGAACAUGCGCAACGGAUUGCUGAACGAACAUCACCCACUUCAGCAAAACGUACAAGACCAUGCGCUGUAAUAGUUAAGUCAUCACGGUGUAAUUGCUCCAGCACAAGGCCUGCCUCACCCUUGCGACGGUGUUGUAAUGUAACGUACUUAAUUGCCCUCUAACUGGAUGAUAUAAUUGUCACUGGCGGUGAGAUGUUCUACGCACUAUUAAACCUUACUGAUGUCUUUUAAAAAAAAUUAAUAAUAAAAUUUUAAAUAAGUCUAUCCCAUUAGGAGAGUUAGACAAAUAAAGAAACGGCUGAGUACCAUUGGA